AUGGCCGACUCAUCCUCUACAUCUUCCGGAGAGACAGCGUUGCUACUGGGCGCAACAGGUGCUGUAGGCUCCGAGGUCCUCUCCUCCCUCAUCGCCUCCCCGCACUAUACGACUAUCCACAGCUUCGUGCGUAAGCCCUCCUCUACCCCCUCCUCCUCCGACAGCAAGGUCAUCGAGCACGUGGUGGACUUUGAAAAGCUGUGUGAAGGAGAUGCCAGUCAGGUAGAGAAGUUCAUAGAGGUCAAAGCGGACAGUGUACUCAUUGCGCUUGGCACGACGAGGGCUGCAGCUGGCGGGGCAAAGCCCUUUGAGAGGAUCGAUAGGGAGUACGUCCUAGCCGCUGCCAAGGCCGCGAGAGUUGAGGGUGGAAAGCCUCAGAAAGUAGUAUACUGCUCUGCCCAGAUGGCGGACAGCACUUCUCGCUUCUUGUACCCAAAGUCGAAAGGUCUGACAGAAGAAGGUCUCUCCUCGCUCGGCUACAGCGAUGUGAUCCUCUUCCGUCCAGGAUUCCUUUAUGGCGCGCAGCGAGCCCAGCCGCGUCGCCUAGAGCACUUCUACGGCCUCCUCACCCACAAUGUCCUCUCCAAAAUCUCCGACUCGGCAGAGAUCCCCACGAGCGUGCUGGGCAAGUGCAUGGUCGAGGCUGUUCGAAUGGGAGCAGAGGGACUGAAGAGCAAGGGGAUUGGCAGCAAACCCAGUGGAGCUGCUUUGGCCGGUGGAGCGGGGAGUGUCGUAGUGAUCGAUAAUGGACAGGCGCUCAAGAUGGGCAAGACGCUGUGAAGGGUCGCAGCUCAGCAAGAUCGUUUACUUUAGGGGAUUAUGCGAGGGAGGGCCGCUUCACGACUGUCACAGUGUCUUGCGCUCCAAUAUACCGCUUCGCUUCUACAGUGGCUGAACGCGUCAUCUUUGCGUUUUCGUGACGAGACUGGUGAUGCUCUUGAUAUCUUUCUUACUCUCAUAAUCUCAG
This is a messenger RNA of Microstroma glucosiphilum, 967 nucleotides long. RefSeq lists its product as hypothetical. Gene Ontology annotation, cellular component: cytoplasm. Lineage: Eukaryota; Fungi; Basidiomycota; Exobasidiomycetes; Microstromatales; Microstromataceae. The record is from RefSeq and is a predicted model, not a curated record. Bases 1 to 780 code for a protein of 259 amino acids. The transcript has 2 exons. Gene Ontology annotation, biological process: import into nucleus.